Oncorhynchus masou masou (cherry salmon) is the source of this 9185-nucleotide messenger RNA. It is a transcript of the gene svilb, whose product is annotated as supervillin b. Gene Ontology annotation, biological process: actin polymerization or depolymerization; barbed-end actin filament capping; actin filament severing. NCBI's taxonomy places the organism in Eukaryota, Metazoa, Chordata, Actinopteri, Salmoniformes, Salmonidae. Bases 1 to 7923 code for a protein of 2640 amino acids. The transcript is spliced from 39 exons. Gene Ontology annotation, molecular function: phosphatidylinositol-4,5-bisphosphate binding; actin filament binding. Gene Ontology annotation, cellular component: actin cytoskeleton; cytoplasm. The record is from RefSeq and is a predicted model, not a curated record.
AUGUUCCGGAACCCACGGACCACUAAUUAUCUGAGCCAUGUCAAAUACAGUGUCGGUGGGCAAGGCUUUGGAACUGAGGCUCCAGUCAAACUCUUCACUUCAACCCCAUUGCCAACAGAAACUCUAAGCUUUCAGAACGACUUUUCCUUCGGGGACAAGACCGAGCUGGUCAAGAGUGCCACUGAUAUCGAUGCCAAUCUUCUGUCAGUCCUACCCAAGGUUUCAGAAUUAAAGAAACAUUUUGAAAGCGUUGUCUCGAGUGAUUUAGAAAUGAACAGGAAGGAAAGGAUAGCCAGGCGCCUGGAGGGUAUCGAGAGUGAGGCUCCUCUUGCCCUGAUACCUAGCUGUGCCGGCCUGGUGGCCAACCGCAUGCUGGAGGAGGACCCGCCACGAUACACCCGGGCCUCAGACCCCUGUGAGCCAAUCAUGGUGAGACGUUACAGCAGAGAGCAGGUGGAGGCCCCACAGAUGCCGGUGUCCUCCCCAGACAGACAGUCUAGGACCCGGGGCAGACCGGGGGACCAUCCUGGACCGGCCGUCCACCCCCAUGCAGAGCCUGUCCUAUCCUCUUCCGGUGGCCCAGUGGACCCAGCCAGCCUCAGUUCCAAGGCCGAGCGGAUCGCCCGCUACAAAGCAGAGCGCCGGCGUCAGCUCUCUGAGCGUUACGGCAUCCUCUUGGAUCAGGAGAUAGACAUGGACUACAGUCCUCGCUACUCGCUACGUAGAGAGUCUGACGCCUUGGAUAGAGUGGCCCCAGCAGUCACAGAGCGUAGGAGAGACAGAGAUAGAGAAAGACAUGAGGUGGAGGAGGGAGGAGGGGGGCGGGAGAGUUCCCGCAGAACUCCCCACAGCUCUGGAGUAGGCAGGAUCUACAUGCAGGCUCACCCUGCUGAGCCUUCUCCUGGCCACGCUCCUGCCCCAGGUCACGGUCCAGCCCCUGCAGGCCCUACCCAUACUCAAGCCCCUCAGCCAGCCCGGGGGGGGGCCGGCACCUUCUCAGAGCGGGAGAGGAUGAUGAACCUGGAGAACUGCCGGCGGGCCCAGGAGAGGACAGGGGGCCUCAGAGGUGCCAGUAACAGGCCCCAUGAUCAUGCCCAGGCCUCCUCCAUCCAGCAGCUCAGCCCUCCUCUAUCCAGGACCUCCUCCAGAGAGUCCUGCAGCGUGGCGGCCAUCCCCAGCUCCCCUCGUACGGCCCGCCGGGCCUCCCUGCCCUCCACACGCUACGGCAUCUCCCCCGGGGACCUGUUCAUCGAGCAGCAAGCUCAAGCCAUCCUCAGCAGACAGGGAAUCAGAGUAAGAGAGAGAGUAUCGAAAGACGAGAGCGCCGUCCAAAGGGCCCCUGCAGAGCGGGGUCCAGCUCCAGAGCCCCCAGUGAAGAGACACCGAGAUCGUGCUCACACCACCACAGCUCACUACAUGCCCCAACGUGGCCACAGCUCUGACCCUGCCACCUACAAAAGGACUGGCCCCUCCUCUCAGCCCUCCCAACCUGCCUUCGCCCACGUCCCAUACCCCCACGCCUCAGCACCACGCACACACACAUCAGGCCCCGCCGUGGGCCACCAGGGUACCCAUCAGGGGACCCACAUGGACCCUCAGCCUUACCUAGCCAUGCCGGCCCCUGUGGCCACCAAGCUCCCUGGGGCCCCUGUGGUGGAGGUGGAUACUCCAAAGAGGAGGGUGAGCACUGACCACAUCUACGCGACCCAGAGGGAGAGCCACAGGGAGGCGCUGAGAGAGGAGGUUCACACCGAGGGGCUGCUGAAGAGCCGGAAGGCCGUGCUGCCCUCAGAGAUCCGCCGCAGGGAGAAGAGUGUGGACGACCCCCAGAGAGGGGAGCCCCACCUGGGGCCAGUCAGACGCCAUGACGACUCCACCACCUCAACCGCCAUGGAGUAUGAGAGCUAUAGGUCUGGGGGGAGGAGAACGAGUCGGGCGGACUCAGAGGAGUGGGAGGCCAGGGAGCAGCAGCAGCACUGGUCCAGCCACAGCCAGGACACAAAGGAGACAGGUCCAGUCAGUCGCAUGGAGACCUCCCACUCCCAGCCCAGCCAGCAGGACCUCCAGGGUCAACACGGCCUGCAGGACCACCAGCAGCACUGGUCCAGCCACAGCCAGGACACAAAGGAGACAGGACCAGUCAGUCGCAUGGAGACCUCCCACUCCCAGCCCAGCCAGCAGGACCUCCAGGGUCAACACGGCCUGCAGGACCACCAGCAGCACUGGUCCAGCCACAGCCAGGACACAAAGGAGACAGGACCAGUCAGUCGCAUGGAGACCUCCCACUCCCAGCCCAGCCAGCAGGACCUCCAGGGUCAACACGGCCUGCAGGACCAGCAGCAGGGUGACUCGGCCGUCUACCUCCAGAGGGGUGCCUACCUCCCUCAGGCCAGACACAGGAGCAUGGAGCCAGCCGGGCAGGCUGGGCCCCCCAAGCUCAAGGUCCGCACGCGCUCCAUGUCCGACAUCGGCGUAAGUCAGCGCUCGGCUGCCUAUAGGAGCAUGGAGAGGGCAGCCGCCAGCAGAGAGGCUACCAUGGCAGCCCACCUGGCCAGGGAGGGAGGGGUGGGGGUACUGCCCAAUGGGGAGGUGGGGACCUUGGAUACCAGGGUCUCCGUGGCCCAGCUCCGACAUUCAUAUCUGGAGAACGCCAACAGGAAGCCGGAGCUGGAGCCAACUAAAGUAGAGCUUACUGCCAUGGAAGUAGAUCCGGCUGCUGGGAGCGCUGAUCGGGAGCGUGGCACAGCGCGGAGGCCGCGGCGCUACAUCACCCCUGGAGACAUCCGCAAGUCCUCUGAGAGAUUUAGGACGCAGCCCAUAACCACUGCAGAGCGGCUAGAGUCUGAUAGGUCUCGUCUGAGUCCAACCGAGCUACAGAACCCAGAAGCUGACGAAGAGAAGCUUGAUGAGAGAGCUAAGAUGAGUGUGGCUGCUAAGAGGUCACUAUUUAGGGAGCUGGAGAAGACCACAGAUAGCGUCCCCAAACCGCGGUCCCGUAACCCUGCCGUGGAGAGGCGUCUGAGGCGAGUCCAGGACCGUGCGCGCACACAGCCUAUCACCAAUGAGGAAGUGGACAUCGCUCACACAGAAGAUGGCCCUGUUCAACCAGCUGUCCAAGCAGCCCUCAAAGCCUGCUGCAACCAUAACCUCCAGGGCGACACCCGCCAGCGCAGAGCCAACAGCCGCUUCCAGACCCAGCCUAUUACCCAGGGAGAGGUGGAUCAGCUGCAGAAUGGAGGAGGAGGGGUCAAGCUGGAGCCGCUGUCUGCCUCUUUGGUCCGCUCCGUGGCAGCCGUCACCUCCCAGGUCUCGGUCGCCACGGUAACCACAGCGACUUCCAGCAGCAGCAACGUCCACCUUGGAAAAUCUACGGCCGUUCCCUACAACCCCCACCACCCCCCCACCACUACCACCCAGGAAAGGGGAGGGGUGAGGUGUGUGUUUCCUCAUGUGUCAAAUAAUUCAGCCUUCACUGGUAAGCCUGAUCUGACUUCGGUUUCCCUGGAUCUGUUCUCCCCUGGCCCUCCCCUUUCAGAGGAGCAACCGCAGCAGCAGGCUCACAGUAGAAGAGCCGGAGAGAGAGGAGGAGCCAGUCGCUCCUCCACUGGCCACAGAGAGAGAGAGGAGGUGGAGGAUGUGUGGGAAGGAGGGGCCAGCAGAGAGGAGAGGGAGAGCUGUGCUAGUAGUGGUGCUGGAGGCAGCAGCAGUAAGGGAAGGCUCCACCCCCCCGACAGGGACAGCAGACAGCAACACUAUCAGCCCCCAGCCCCAGAGCCCCAGCCGCGGCACACCAACAGUAGCCAGCGGGAGUCCAUCCAGCUUCCCUCUUUGAGGCACGGGAGGGGUGAGUUGCUGGUGGAGCCCAGGCAGCACAGAGACAGAGAUAAAUACGACAGUAGCAGCAGCAUCACCCUGGAGAGGGAAGAGCACGGGAGCUACCUGGGAGAGACACACAGCUCAGAGAGACACACAGAGCUGCAGCACACAGCAGACAGAGAGAACACACGGAGCAGCAGGAGCAGGGAACUCCUCUCAGACACCGAGCACACCAGUGUGUCAUUGAGAACUGUGACAACAGAGGCAGCGGCCAGGAGUGUCUCUCACACCUCCAGUAACCAGCGGAAACUGUCUUUCACCCAGUCUCCCCCACAAACUGAGCCCCAGCCAUACUCCAAACCUCACCAGCACUUCACCCAGGAACCUCCAGCCCAGCCCAAGCCCCAGGAAAGGGAGAGGAGCUUCACCCAGCCACUACCCAAGCCUUCCUCUCAGCUAAUCCCUCACACUCAACCCAGACCCCUGUCCUUAUCCCAGCCUCCUCCUCCCCAGACCGCCCCCCAGACUCUGCCCAAGCCCACGUCCUUCUCUCAGCCACUGGUCAAGUCUCAGUCCCUGCCUCUGGACCACAGCGGCCACAUCACAGGACACAGUGUCUCCGACCUCCUCUCCCCCAGCGAAACAGAACUCUCAGAGAUGUCCUCCAAACAGAUGUCCAUCAAAGAAAGGCUGGCCCUGCUGAAGAAGAGUGGUGAAGAGGACUGGAGGAACAGGAUCAAUAAGAAGCAGGAAGUGGUCAAGGUGGCUGUGACUGAGAGACACUCCACAGUACAAGGACAGGGAUGGGAGGCAGAGCAGACCUACAAGAAGAAGGAGAAAGGCAUGGUUAUUGAUGAGUUCGCUGAGGUCACUGUGUCUGACCAGCUGUGGGAGCCUGUCUUUUCCUCCACAUAUUUUCCUCCAAUCUCCCUUGGCCAUAAGUGCCAAGUUAUUGACCUUCAUAGUCAGAGGAUGGGAGAGGAGAUGGAGAACCAGGCUCAGAUGUCCAUAGAGGAGAGGAAGCAGAUGAUCUCAACACGGGAGGAGUCCUGGGUGUCUAAAGGCAAGGGGGUGGCCAAUGACUCCACCCAGUACACCGUGGCUGCACGCAUGGUCAAGAAAGGUCUGGCAGCCCCCUCAGCCAUCAGCCCCAUCCUGUCUCCUGUCUCCACCAAACUCAAGAGCAACGUGCCUGUCAUCAAACCGCAGGAGGAAAUUGAAGCCAGACCAGAGAUGAACUUGGAGUCGGAUAAAAAGCUGGAUAAAUUGGAGACAUUUUUGGGACGUCUGAACAGUAAAGUGGCGGGUCUUCAGGAGACCACUCUGACCGUGACAGAGAAGGCUGUGAAGGAGGUGAUGAGGAUGGACGAUGAGAUCUUCUCCAAGUUCUACCGUCACGUGGCUGACUUCCCACGCAUGCCCAGCAGGAUCGAGAUCGACGAGGACUUUGACGCCAUCUUCGGCACUCAGGCGCCCAAGUUGACCUCAGCCAUAGCGCAGCACAAACGAGCAGUGAGACCGUCUAGGAACGUCCAGUCGUCUAAAAACCCUCUGAAGAUGCUGGCGGCCAGGGAGGACAUCAGACACGAGUACACUGAGCAGAGACUCAACAUCGGCCUCAUAGAGAGCAAGAGGAUCAAGGAUGAGAAGAUGAAUAAGACUUCAGAGUACUCGGACGCGGCCCUAGCUGGACUGGCCAGUAAGGAGAACUUCAGCAAUGUGAGUCUGAGGAGCGUCAACAUCUCAGAGCAGAUGUCCAACAACAGCGCUGUGCCGUACAAGAACGUCAUGCUGAUGCAGGUCAAAGGCCGCCGUCACGUCCAGACCAGACUAGUGGAGCCCAGAGCCUCGACCCUGAACAGUGGCGACUGCUUCCUCCUGGUUACUCCUCAACACUGCUUUGUUUGGAUGGGAGAGUUUGCUAAUGUCAUCGAGAAAGCCAAAGCUUCUGAGCUGGCAUUGUUCAUCCAGACUAAGAAGGAUCUGGGCUGCAGAGCGAGCCAGAUCCAGACCAUCGAGGAGGGGGUCAACCCCCAGUGCCCUGCGGCCACAGAGUUCUGGAAGAUCCUGAGAGGAGAGCAAACCUACCAGUCUGCCGGACCACCAGAGGAGGACGAGCUGUUUGAGAGUGCCAUCGUGGAGACAAACUGCAUCUUCCGUCUGCUGGAUGACAAGCUGGUUCCCGAUGACGACCAGUGGGGGAAGGUUCCUCACAGCACACUGCUGGAGUCCAAAGAGGUGCUGGUGUUUGACUUUGGCAGUGAGGUGUAUGUGUGGCACGGUAAGGAGGUGACUCUGGCCCAGAGGAAAGUAGCCUUCCAGCUGGCUAAACACCUGUGGAAUGGAACCUUUGACUACACCUGCUGUGACAUCAACCCUCUAGACCCUGGAGGAUGCAAUACACUCAUACCCAGGAAGGGCCAGGGGCGUCCUGACUGGGCCAUAUUCGGCAGGCUGACCGAGCACAAUGAGACUACCCUGUUCAAAGAGAAGUUUCUGGACUGGGCAGACACUAAGAAACCACAACCAAAGAACACCAAUGAGCAAGUCAGUGAGCAGAAGGAGACGCCGGGGCGGGAGUGCAGACCGUAUGAUGCAGCAUUGAUGCUGCCUGUACUCCAGACAGCAGUCAGCACUGUGCUGGAUGGGAUGGACGUGGGCCGAGGCCACGGCUCUAUAGAAGGAGAGGACAGGAUGAGGACUCUAGAGAUCAGCACGGUGUCGGUGGAUGUCUGGCACAUCCUGGAGUUUGACUACAGCCGGCUACCCAAGCAGAGUAUAGGCCAGUUCCAUGAGGGGGACGCGUACGUUGUGAAGUGGAGGUACAUGGUGAGCGCAGCAGUUGGCAGGAGGCAGAACCCGGAGCUGAGGAGCGCGGGCCCUGGCAAAGAAAAGUGCUGCUACUUCUUCUGGCAGGGACGGAACUCCACCGUGAGCGAGAAGGGAACGUCGGCCCUGAUGACAGUGGAGCUGGAUGAGGAGAGAGGGGCACAGGUCCAGGUACAGCAGGGGAAGGAGCUCCCUUGUUUCCUCCAGUGUUUCAACGGGGGGAUGAUCAUACACUGUGGGAAGAGAGAGGAGGAAGAGGAGAACACACAGACUGAGUGGCGUCUGUACUGUGUGAGAGGUGAUGUCCCUGUAGAGGGCCACCUCCUGGAGGUAGUGUGUCACUGCAGCAGCCUGCGCUCCAGGAGCUCCAUGAUCCUCCUGAAUGUCAACAAGGCCCUCAUUUACCUGUGGCACGGCUGCAAGGCCCAGCAACGCACUCGCCUGGUGGGCCUCACCACCGCACAGAGGGUCAAAGAACAAUGUCCGUUGGAGGCGGGGCUCCAUAGCAGCAGUAAGGUGACCAUCACCGAGUGUGACGAGGGAUCAGAGCCCACUGGAUUCUGGGAUGCGGUCGGUAGGAAAGACAGGAAGGCCUACGACUGUAUGUUGCAAGAUCCGGGUAAAUUCAACUUCACCCCUCGGCUGUUCCAGCUGAGCAGUUCUUCAGGGGAGUUUGUAGCCACAGAGUUCUACCACCCCUCCAGAGUUCCAGACUUGGUCAGCUCUCUGCCCUUCCUUCAGGAGGACCUGUACCAAGCCUCCCAGCCUGCGUUGUUCCUGGUGGAUAACUUCCAUGAGGUGUACCUGUGGCAGGGCUGGUGGCCCCAGGACAGCGAGAGCCCCGGCUCCGCCAGGAUACGAUGGGACAUGGACAGGAAGUGCGCCAUGGAAACGGUGCUGCGGUACUGCAGAGAGAAGAAUGAGAAGAAGCCUCAGAAAUCGUACCUGAUCCAUGCUGGUCUGGAGCCUCUCACAUUUACCAACAUGUUUCCCAGCUGGGAGCACAGAGAGGACAUCGCAGAGAUCACUGAGAGGGAGGCGGAGGUGUGUAACCAGAUCAUCCUGGUGGAAGAUGUGCUGGCCAGGCUGUGCCAGAACACCUAUCCCCUGGCUGAGCUGCUGGCACGUCCCCUACCUGGGGGCGUCGACCCCCUCCGCCUGGAGAUCUACCUAUCAGACCAGGACUUUGAAAAAGCAUUGGACAUGAAGAGAGAGGAGUACGAAGGAUUACCAGGGUGGAAGCAAGUGAACUUAAAGAAAGCCAAAGGACUGUUUUAGUGUAAAGCUAAGCUGAGAGAAAUGAAAUUCAGCAAGUCUUGGACGACAGUGGAAGUUGAUAAAAAUGCUGCUUUAUUGUUAUAACCCACGUGUUUUUGGCUCCUAGCCUUCAUCAGGUUGGUUGUGGAGAGAGAGAGGACACAGAGACUGUUGACAUGGAGGCCACCAAGCUGUCCCCCUCAGCACUUCCUUCCCAGUGGUGUGACUGAACCCCAGUAGUGGCUGGUGGUACUUUAAAAUCAGCGGAUGGGCUCAUCAUUUCAAUAGAAUGGAAUCAUUGGAAAGGUGUCAAACUCAUGGUUUCCAAGUGUUUGUUGCAAUUCCAGUCAUUAUUAUGAGAUAUCCACCCCUCACCUGUUUCCUCUGCUGAACACACUGUCAGGGACAGCUUCUUUGAGUGGGUCACAGGGAGGGGGGGGGUGGAGGAUCUGCUGAGGUGUGCUAGCGUCAUGUAGCAUAUUGUUUUUACCUUUCAGUUAUGUAACUAUGUAGGAAAAUGAAAAUUCUGCUAAGCACAUUGUAUGCGAGUGGCUUUAUAUCAGGUACUGUACAAAGCAGGACCUGCACUCACUCUUUCUCUCUCUGCUUCAAACUGUACUACAAGUCUCCACUUAUGACACCGCUCAUGCCAUAUGAAGUGAAGAGGAAAUUCAGCAACUCUUCGAGGACAGUGGAAGUUGAUAAAAAGGCUGGUUUAUUGUUGAAAUAAACCAACAGGUUUCAAUUGGUUGGUAGCCUUCAUCAGGGUUUAACAGAUAAAAGAACAAUGGAGGGCAGAGUUUCAUACCAUGGACAUACACACUGAUGUGGUCUCUGGGUGUGAGGUUUUAACUGUUGUGUGUGUGUGUGUUUGUGAAGUAUUUAGAAGAAUUUGUAUUUAUGUAAAAAAAAAAAAAAAAUCUGGUAGAAGGACAAUGUAUUCAACUUGAAAGUACUGUGUAAUAUCUGUCAGUAGGAGUGGGUUUUUGGUUCUUGUCAAAAGGUGUAAACAUGCCAAGUAUGUACCUUUUUUGUUUUGCGUUCUCAAAUAUGGUACCUGCCUGGGGCUGUCACAAUGACAUCUAACCUUUACAGGUGCCUGAGAAAUGACAAACAGUUGUAUUUUUAAAGGCAUGGAAUUCUUUGUGAAAAACACUUGAAUGUUGAAUGUAUAGUGCCUUGCUUUUGUGUACAGUUUAUAUACAGAAAUUCUAGUCUGCAUUUCGAAGACUUUCUUUGUGAUAAAAUAAAUAGUAAAUAAACAACAAAUCCCCAAAUCCAAA